AGCCGUUUGGCCCCACAGCUGCUCCAGAGCCUGUCGUUGGAGGCGGCAAGCAGAGAAUAGGAGGAGGCGGGAGGGGAGGAGGAGGACCCUCUUCUCCAUGGCAGCCCUCCGCGCGCGCUGCCGGCGCCGCGGCGGCCGCCCGAGUUCUCUGCAGCUGGCGCCACUGCUACUCGCCUGCCGCGCCUCCGCGGAGGAGCCGCCGCUGCCGGCGCGUCUCGGGCGGGUUGCCGCGGGCACUCCGUGCAGCCCCGGGGGGCGCCAGGACGCCGGCGCCUCCGAGGAGGGGUGGCAGGGCACACUGCAGUGCAUCUUCGACCAGUGGUACGACCCGCCGCACGCGGCCGAGUCGUCCAGAGCGCGCUUCCUGGACCGCGACGCCGAGGGGGGGCACGCCGGCGGCGCGCUGGCGGGCGACGGGCUCUCGCUCGCGGGGGGGGCGGCGCUGCUCGACAGCGUGCGGUCCGUCGGGGGCGCGGAGUUUAUGUAAUUGUUCGUGCCCCUGGCCUCUGCCACCUGGGCUCGGGCUUCGGGCGCCUGGCGCUGCAGGCGCACCUGACCACCGGCGUGGGCGCCGUCCUCGGGGUCGAGCCGGGCGCGGGGCGCCACCGCACCGCGCGGGCCGCCGGUAGCGCCGCCCUGGCCGCGGGGCCCACGGUCUACGGCGUGGGCAUCGACGGCCAGGUUUACGCGCAGCCGACGCGCACCAUGAGCGCCUCCAGCAGGUGG
Prorocentrum cordatum is the source of this 726-nucleotide messenger RNA. NCBI's taxonomy places the organism in Eukaryota, Dinophyceae, Prorocentrales, Prorocentraceae. The record is from the annotation of a GenBank genome assembly.